CAAAACAGAAAAAUAUAAAAUGUAAAAGAUGCCUCAGGCCCAGCUCAAGAGCAGUGCCCACCACCAUCUCUCUCUCACUUUCCCUUUCCCAAUGCUUUUCUUUUUCUCCACCCGAUAUACCAUUUGUAUUUUCUUGCACACUUUUCUGUUUGCUUCUAACCCCUCUCUCUCUCUUUCCCUGGAAAACAAAAACCAAGGGGACCCAUUCACUUGCGCAGUGACCAGAUUCUCUCCUUGCCACGAAAGUCUGUAUUUUUUUUUUUCGGUUCUCUUUCUCUCAACCCCACCCCAAACCCAUGUUCUUUCCCUAACUCGUUUCUCGUUUUGCGCAAGAUUUGUGUUUCCGUUGAUAUUUUGAUAAUCGAAGGGUUUGAUUUGUGGUGAGAAGGGAAUGUCGCCGGAAGCGGCGACCGCAGCCGCAGAUGCGGCCGAAUAUUCCUUCGCGCUGGAGUAUCACGGCCCGCCGGUGACCCGUGAGCUGCCGCGGGCCGUGCCCAUCAAUGUGGAUCGGAUCCCUGUGGCUGCCGUCGUUUCGCCUCGGCCGUAUACAGACAGCUUUUCGCUGCCCGUCGUACAGCCGAUUUCUGCUAAGGACAUAAUCGGCAAAAAGCUAUCCAAGGAUUUGAAAUUAAGUUCAUCCUCGUCGGAGUUACUGACUGUCUCCCCAACGUCGGUGAUUACGUUCGAUUCGCGGAAUAAUGAGGCUAGCGAGGGCUCCUACAGUAAAGAACUAGGUUUAGGGACCGAGACCAGUGUUUCGCCUAGCUCGAUUCACGAAAGGAAUCCCGAAAAUUGCCUCAAUAAUGAUGCUUGCGCUUCAUCCGGCGAGCUCACUAGUGAUUUCGAGUGCUGUAAUCGUGAUGGUGGGCUGGAUACUAGUCGUGACCUCUCGUGUGAGUUCAUAGGUGGGAUCGAGAGCUCGGGGGCUUUAGGCUCUUCCUAUAGCUUCGAGAAAUCAGGGGAAUUUUCAGGGAGUUUGCGAAAAUCGAGGCUGUCCAUUGGUUACAAAGAGAGCAUGGACUUUAACGAAUCUAACCGAACGGAUUGGGAAUCCAACAAUUCAGUCUUGAGCGUGGAUUACCUGUCAUCUAGGAUUUCUUCUUCUAAGUUUGGGGAGAAGAAUCGCGAAUCUAAUUGUGACGCGAGGCGGGCCCCAGCGGUGACUUUCUGUGACAUCGAAUCUGAUGAUGAGAACACCAUUGAUGAGUUUACUCGUGUGGUGGAGCCUGAGGUUGUUCGGGCGAGAAAAGAACCUGCGGUUAGGGUCAAGAAAGGUGCAUGUUAUCGGUGCUUGAAAGGGAAUAGGUUCACAGAGAAGGAGGUUUGCAUGGUUUGUGAUGCUAAGUACUGCAGUAAUUGUGUGCUUAGAGCAAUGGGGUCUAUGCCCGAGGGCAGGAAGUGUGUGACUUGCAUCGGGUACCCUAUUGACGAGUCAAAGAGGGCUUAUUUAGGAAAAUGCUCUAGGAUGCUCAAGCGGUUAUUGAAUGAUUUGGAGGUUAAGCAAAUAAUGAAGGCCGAAAAAUUGUGUGAAAUGAAUCAGUUGCCUCCCGAGUAUAUCUGUGUGAACGGUAGGCCUCUUUAUCCCGAGGAGUUGAUUGUGCUACAAAGCUGCUCUAAUCCACCAAAGAAGCUGAAGCCGGGGAAUUAUUGGUAUGACAAAGUAUCGGGUCUAUGGGGAAAGGAGGGACAGAAGCCUUCUCAAAUAAUUAGCCCGCAUCUCAAUGUUGGGGCUCCUAUUAAGCCAGAUGCUAGCAAUGGGAAUACACAAGUUUAUAUAAAUGGCCGGGAGAUCACAAAAGUGGAAUUGCGUAUGUUAAAGUUAGCUGGAGUCCAGUGUGCUGGGAAUCCACAUUUUUGGGUGAAUGAAGAUGGUUCGUACCAAGAGGAGGGACAGAAAAAUACAAAAGGGUAUAUCUGGGGCAAGACUGGAACAAAGCUGCUUUGUGCUGUACUCUCUCUUCCAGUUCCUUCAAAGUCAUCUCAACCGUUUGGAGAGCAAGUUACUAGCAUGAGUAGCAGGAGUAUGCCUGAGUAUCUUGAACAGCAAACAAUUCAGAAACUUCUCUUGAUAGGAUAUAGUGGAUCUGGGACAAGUACAAUAUUUAAACAGGCCAAAAUUCUUUACAAAGAUGCACCUUUCUCAGAGGAUGAGCGCGAGCACAUUAAAUUAGUUAUCCAAAGCCAUCUGUAUAGUUACAUUGGAAUACUUCUUGAAGCUCGUGAGCGAUUUGAAGAAGAAAGUUUGCAGACAUUGAGGCAAAAUCGGUCUUCCGAUAGUUCUAAUUCAGUAGGGAAUGCUGGGAAUGGAGAGGAGAAUCCUUAUUCCAUCUCUCCACGUUUGAAGUCAUUUUCGGAUUGGCUUCUUCGAAUUAUGGCAUCGGGUACUUUGGAGGCAAUAUUCCCUGCUGCAAGUCGGGAAUAUGCACCGUUGGUUGAGGAGCUGUUGAGCAGUUCGGCUUUUCGAGCAACUUACAAGCGAAGAAGUGAACUGGAUACUCUUCCCAGUGUUGCAAGCUAUUUCCUUGAUCAGGCUGUUGAGGUAUUGAAACAGGAUUACAGACCAUCUGAUUUGGAUAUCCUCUAUGCCGAGCGUGUUACUUCAUCCAAUGGACUUUCAUGCGUGGAAUUCUCAUUCCCCGACACAGCAUAUGAUGAUAAUGUUGACAGCGGGACUUUGCGUGAUUCCCAGCUCAGGUAUCAGCUGGUUAGGCUACAAGCCAAAGGAUUUGGAGAAAACUGCAAGUGGCUUCAGAUGCUUGAAGAUGUCCGAAUAGUCAUCUUCUGCGUCUCCUUGACCGAUUAUGACCAAAUUGACCUCGACACAUAUGGCAACCCACAGAAUAAGAUGCUCUCGAGCAGAAAGUUCUUCGAGAACAUAGUGACUCACCCGACUUUUGGUCAAGUGGAUUGUCUUCUCCUCUUAAACAAAUUCGACUCGUUCGAGGACAAAAUCGAGCAUGUCCCCUUGAGCAAGUGUGAAUGGUUCGACGAUUUCCAUCCCGUGAUCAGCCGUAACCGGAGCAGUAGUAGCGCGAAUCAUCCGACCCUUGGGCAGUUGGGCUUUCAUUAUAUUGCUGUUAAGUUCAAAAGGCUCUAUUCGGGCCUAACGGGCCGGAAACUUUAUGUGUCGCUCGUGAAGGGUCUUGAGCCCAAUAGUGUGGAUGGGGCACUUAAGUAUGCAAGGGAGAUUCUGAAUUGGGAUGAUGAGGGGUUCAACUUAGGCUUGAGUGAAAACUCGUUUUAUAGUACAGAGGCAAGCUCGAACUCUCACUGAGAUGUGGGGCCCACAUUUUUUGUACAGAAGUCGUGUGUGAAUGAGGAAAGAAAAGGAAAAGACUGAUUAGUUGUUGUGUUGACAUAUGUUCUCUGUUCUUUGAUGUAUAAUCAAAUUGUGUAUUGUGUUAUGUAGUUGGGUUCUUGCUAAUGGAUUGAGAAGUAGCUGAUGUUAUUUGAUAGUGUAUCAGUGUAUGGCAUUUUAUGGGAAUUGCAGUGUUACUGUUUUCUCUUUUUCUCUGUUAAGUGUGUGGUAUAAUAUAUAGGCACAUCUGUAAGAGGAAUUUAAGAUAUAGGAUGAUGUUAAGAUGGUAAUGCCAUCGUUUUAAAUGGUUUUAUCUUAAGUUGUGUAGCCUGGCAAUGGAGAGUUAUGGGCACCCAAGAGAUUGUCAUUUUCAAAACUUUAUAUAGG
Molecule: messenger RNA, 3685 nt
Organism: Striga asiatica
Lineage: Eukaryota; Viridiplantae; Streptophyta; Magnoliopsida; Lamiales; Orobanchaceae
Source: the annotation of a GenBank genome assembly